Equus quagga is the source of this 2208-nucleotide messenger RNA. Its product is annotated as guanine nucleotide-binding protein subunit alpha-15-like. Gene Ontology annotation, biological process: adenylate cyclase-modulating G protein-coupled receptor signaling pathway; action potential; phospholipase C-activating dopamine receptor signaling pathway. Gene Ontology annotation, molecular function: GTPase activity; guanyl nucleotide binding; G-protein beta/gamma-subunit complex binding. The transcript is spliced from 3 exons. The record is from RefSeq and is a predicted model, not a curated record. Bases 1103 to 1477 code for a protein of 124 amino acids. Lineage: Eukaryota; Metazoa; Chordata; Mammalia; Perissodactyla; Equidae. Gene Ontology annotation, cellular component: heterotrimeric G-protein complex.
GCCCAGGUGUAGUUGGGAAAGUUCACAGGGAAGGCUGGGCUGAGGAGGGGCUUUGUAGGUGGAGAGACUUGAGUACGUUCUUAGGCUGAAGAGAGAGACUCACCAAUGGAGUGAGGGCUCAGAGGCAACUGAGACUCUGAGACGUGAGCCUGACGAGCAGCGUCCCCCAUCCGUCUCGGUCUCCAGACCCCCACUCUCAACUACUGCACCCCCCUCCCCAGUUCUGGACGUGGGGGUUGAGGGAGUCUGAAGGCACGUGAGAGGGUUUGGUCUCGGGGAUCAGGAGCCACAGGCACCAGCCUCGGUUUCCCCUCCUGCACAUAGGGCAAGUCGCUUCUUGCUGUGUGAGGCUCUGGCAUUUCCUGUCGGCAGCCCAGUACCAGGCGCAUCCCCCGGGAAGUGACGCAGGCCUUGCGAUCAGUGACCCGCCUUUCCUAGAAGGGGGAACAGGAAGGCCAGUGGGCUCAGCCUUUUGUUGCGGUGUGUAGGGUGCAGCUGGGCCCUCGCCCUGGGCCACACACACAGGAUGGCGUUUGCCCAGCUCUGUCCCCCCCAGACACUCUGGUGGCCAGCCAGAACACAGCACCCCAUUCCGCUGAUGGGGAAACUGAGUUCUGGAGACGUCGCACAAUUUCCCCCGGGCCACCCAGCCAGAACCAGACUCCGGAUGUGUCCUCCACCACAGGGGUGGAAGUCAGGCAGCCCAGCACAGUAGAAGCUCGGGACAGUCCCCUCGCCUCCCUGUGCCUCAGUUUCCGCCCCCCCGUAAAACGGGCACAAUAGCGAUUCCUGCCCCACGGGGGUGAAAUGCAAGAAUGCACAAGAGGCGUCGGCCAGGCAGCUGGCACCUCUUCGUGCUGCUAUUAGUACUGAUCCCGGCAUGCCCCAGAAGUGAUGGGGGUCUGGGGUGCCACGUCGCGGGGUCCUGACUGGGCCUGAGCUCUGAAAGGGGGCGGUUCCCUGUAGGAUCGUGGACGUUGGGGGCCAGAGGUCAGAACGUAAGAAGUGGAUCCACUGCUUCGAGAACGUGAUCGCGCUCAUCUACCUGGCUUCGCUGAGCGAAUAUGACCAGUGUCUGGAGGAAAACAACCAAGAGAACCGGAUGAAGGAGAGCCUGGCCCUAUUUGGCACCAUCCUGGAACUUCCCUGGUUCAAAAGCACCUCCGUCAUCCUCUUCCUCAACAAAACCGACAUCCUGGAGGAGAAGAUCCCCACCUCCCACCUGGCUACCUACUUCCCCAGUUUCCAGGGCCCCAAGCAGGACGCGGAGGCGGCCAAGAGCUUCAUCCUGAACAUGUACGUCAGCAUGUACGCCAGCUGCGUGGACGGCGCCGACGCCGACCGGAAGGGCACGCGCUCCCGGCGCCUCUUCAGCCACUACACGUGCGCCACGGACACGCAGAACAUCCGCAAGGUCUUCAAGGACGUGCGGGACUCGGUCCUGGCCCGCUACCUGGACGAGAUCAACCUGCUGUGACCCAGGCCCCGCCGCCCCCGGGCUCGGACCCCCGCGCAGCAGGCGACACCUGCGGGCAAGCGGGCAGGAGGCGCGCCCGGAUGACCCUGGUGGCUCCAGGCUCAGGGGGCGGAAGGGCCGCCAGGGAGUCGGAGAUGGAAGGCUGGUCGCCGCCCCGACCCUUCUCUGCCCGUCGCCAGGACAGAUCCCGGGGUCUCCCUCCCUUGACUCAGUUUACCCCCUUGGGGAGGGAGCAUUUGGGAUGGCAGGGUGGAGGAAGAGGUGAAGAGAGCGGGGGACCGAGAACUUGGUGGGUGGAGGACAGAGCCCCACAGCCAGGUAUGUCCCCUCCUGGGCGGGGGUAUGUCCCCUCCUUGGGACCCGCCUGGGGGUGACGCACGCGCUCUGGGAUGGGGAAAGUGGUCCUUCAGGGGGAGGGAUGCAGACUCUUGCGCCCCCUGGCGGACAGGAGGCGACAUCUCCCAGCCUGAGAUCUGGGUACGGCCCGCACUUCCCUUUUCUUGGGAGGGAGAGACACCCCCGGAAGACGCUGUCCCUUUCAGAGCCUCGUGGCUCAAAGUGUGUCCUGACCCGGUUUGCAGAAGAGGGACACCGAGGCCCACAGGCCUCCCCGCUCCUUCCCUGGCUGGGAUGCAGGCACGCUGCGUCUUACAUCCUUCUGUAUUUAUUCUCUCACCUUCUGCGGGCCCCUUGCCCGGUGGACAUUAAAGGAAUGACAUUCUGGAGACCUA